AUGCGGGACGAGCCGAGCCCUCUGGGCACCCAAGCCUCAGACCUCGCCCUACGACAGGACUCACCCGACUUCCCCGACUUCCUCGCGUCCAUCGGUCUCGGACUACUUGAAUCGUCGCUCCUCUCCCCUUCACCGUCUCCUUCUCCCUCACCCCCUCUACCAUCUCUUCCUGCCCUCCCUCUGCCAAACGGUUCCAGAGACAAUGCUACUCCCACCAAUCCUAUGCCCGCUGGAAAUGCUACGCCCACUGCCAACGGCAACAUGUCUACUCCCAUCGCGAACGGCAGCAUCUUUAGCGACCACAAUGCUACUUCCACGGCCGUGGCCAGCGACAACAACGACGCCAGUGCCGUUCUGCGGGAUUUGAUCGGACGUUUAGACCAGGACCAGUGCGUCCCCCCCACCGGUAACGGCAACGACCGCGAUGUGACUCCUACCGCCAGCCGCCGCGACUGCAAUGCGACCCCGACCGUCAAUGGCAACAACAAUGUGGUCACUGCUCUACCAGAAGUCACCGCGCAGUUGAACCAGCCCGCCUCCCCUACUGCCAACGGCAACAAUGAAGAUGCCAAUACUGUUCUGCAUCACCUCACAGCGCAGUUGGGUGAGAACCAGCCCGUUCCCCCCACUGCCAAUGGCAAUAACAAUGUCAUUGCUGCUGCCGUGCCAGACGUCACUGCGCAGAUGGACCAGAACCGACCCGCUCCCCCUUCCGCCAACGGCAACGAGCCCGAUUCUGCAGACUUGGACCGGCAGCAGCGCGCGUUCUCGGUCGCGUCCAGCUCUUCAUCCAUUAUCUUUCUCCCAACCCCGCCGCGACCCCCGCCGCCAGAGCCUAUCGACGUUGAUGCCCUUCCCGAUACCCCGGAACCCAUUAAACCCGUUGAGCAGCGUGACGAAGACGGGCCCCCACCGUCCAAGCGGCCUAAACGGGAACACAUCGACGAAUCCUUGGACUCGCAAGACGCAGCACGUCGUUCACGCCGAGUGUCCGCAAUGGCGCGGCCCGACUACAGACUCAGGCGCCCGCCUCGAACUGCCGACCCCACUCCCCUCCUGCCAAGUGGCAGUCUACCAGCGACCCAAAACGCCAGUCUACCAUCGACCCAAAACGCCAGUCUGCCUUCAACGCAGCAACCUCCGUCCUCGACACAAGCCAAGCCCAAGCCAAAGAUGUACAAGUCGAAGAAGCAGCCUGCUGUCUGGGUCCCUCCUCGUGGCAUCGACAAGCCUGUCCAGCGCUUCGGACCACACGUACCGCGCAACCCAUGUGCCCCGACGGUGUCAUCUCUGAACCUCGAUGGCGACGCCGCUGUGCCUGGCCAUGCAGACGUAGACGGGGCAGACGCGCCGCCGAGCUCUUUACCACUGGCACCACAGGCGACGACGCGCGCCUGCGAAGUCCAGAUGAUGGGCGGCGACCGCGGCCGUGGGCUAGUCGCGACGCGCGACCUCAGUGCCGGCGAGGUUAUCCUGGCCGAAAAGCCCAUCUUCACCGCGAAACGCGACUGCGGCGUCAACGAGCUGCUCGCCAAGGUCAAGGACAUGUCGCCAGCAUGGCUCAUGCUGCUUCUGUCGUUCGAGUGCUCGGGCGGAUACCUACCGGCCAUCGAGGGUAUUCUACAGGCCAACGGCAUUCCCUGCGUCGAGGACGAGGACGGCGAGGACGAAGAACCUCUGAUGGGCGUGUUCGAGUUCAUCUCUCGCAUUAACCAUUCGUGCUCGCCAAAUGCCGGGUGGGCGUGGAGCGACGCAGACCAGAGAAUGCUCCUCGUCGCGUGCCGGCCGAUUCCAAAAGGUCAAGAGCUCGUCGCGUGGUACACCGACAACGACAGCCUGCUUGAGCCCCGCGCCAAGCGCCGCGCCAUGCUAGCGGACCUGCUCAAGUUCGAUUGCGAGUGUCACGUCUGUUCUGCACCACGCGCAGACAUUACAGCAUCCGACGCACGCCGUAGGCGCAUUGCGACCAUUAUUGCGCGGUGGAAGGGCAAGCACUUUGACGAGACGUUCUUCGCUGACCCCUAUGUCCUCGAGGAAGCUGUCGAGGCCGGCUCACUUGCGCACCUAGAGGGCCUGGUGUCACCACUGAUAGAGAUCUACCUCUACCAGUUUUACAUUUUUGCCGUCUGGGGCAGGAAGGAGCAGGCCAAGGACGCGGCAAAGUACUCGUUUCGCGCGCUGGUCUGUGCCAACGGCCGCACGUUUGCCAAAAAGCAUUUUAUCGCAAAACUGAUAAAAGAGCCAGAACGCUGGGAGUCGUACGGGUACAUGGUGCCCGCCCCCGCCAAGUAG
Molecule: messenger RNA, 2292 nt
Organism: Apiotrichum porosum
Lineage: Eukaryota; Fungi; Basidiomycota; Tremellomycetes; Trichosporonales; Trichosporonaceae
Exons: 2
Coding region: 1-2292 (763 amino acids)
Molecular function (GO): protein binding
Source: RefSeq, a predicted model, not a curated record